Aspergillus caelatus is the source of this 1083-nucleotide messenger RNA. RefSeq names its product aldo/keto reductase. The record is from RefSeq and is a predicted model, not a curated record. The transcript has 5 exons. Bases 1 to 1083 code for a protein of 360 amino acids. Gene Ontology annotation, molecular function: oxidoreductase activity. NCBI's taxonomy places the organism in Eukaryota, Fungi, Ascomycota, Eurotiomycetes, Eurotiales, Aspergillaceae.
AUGGGCUGGUAUCAACUGUUUCCUACAGGUCUGAAUCGGUACCCAUCACAGAGUCAUAUGAAGGAUUUCCAGCCAGUGGCCCUCAGUGGCCCGGGCUACGGCCCCUUCGCUAUGACGCCGACAGGGGAGCACCGCAUGUACGAGUUGGAGUCCGAGUUGUUCAGAUGGACAGUUAAAGCCUUGCUCCUGUCCGGAGCCUCAACGUUCCGAAAGCCUUCUUUCCGACUUGGACAGGCUAUGGCUCAGACUAUGACUACUCGCGUAACAUCGUAUACCCUCAACACUGGUAUGAAAGCCCCGGCUCUCGGCUUUGGCACAUUCCAAAAACCCAAUGCUCAGGAAGCGACUGUCAUUUACAAUGUUGAAGUACAAGUCGGGAAGGGAAUCCAGAGGGGCGGGAUCUCUCAGAAAGAUAUCUUUUUCUACACAAAGCUGUGGUGCAAUGAUUACCACCCUGACGAUGUGGAAAGCGUGUUAGAUAACUCGCUGCGCGACCUGGAUACCAUAUAUAUUAACCUUUUGAUGAUACACUACCCGUGCACCUUCAAACAAGCCAUGGAAAAGCUGACCGGGACUGGCAAGGUCAGCGGUAUUGGGGUGUCGAAUUUCAGUAAAGGCGAAAUGGAGACUCUGCUUAAGGAAUCGUCAACGGUCACUGUUGAUCAAAUAGAGGUUGACCCGUAUUUGCAGCACAAGAGCUUUGCCGAGUGGCUGCAGGCAAAGGUGAUCCAUGGGGUGCAGUUCAGCCCGUUGGGCAACAUGAACGACUUCUACCGACAGACGGGGUGGUCCAAGGAUAUUGUGCAGAUGAGGCGAGUAAUGGGCCAACUGAUUCUAAAGGACAUUGGCCACAAGUAUGGCAAGAGCCCGGUACAGGUCGUCCUCGUAUGGGGUAUCAAUCGCCGCCGUUCUGUUAUCCCGAAAAGUGUUGUCGAUUGGCAAAUUGAGAAAAGCCUGGCAGCCGACUUGGAGCUGCAGGCUGAGGACAUGGCUCAGGUUGCUACACUGGACGCAAAAGCUUGCUUCAAUGAUCCCAGCCUGGACUACAAGUGGCAAUUGUAUCGUGACCUGGAAGGCGGUUGA